This is a messenger RNA of Psylliodes chrysocephalus, 645 nucleotides long. The record is from the annotation of a GenBank genome assembly. Lineage: Eukaryota; Metazoa; Arthropoda; Insecta; Coleoptera; Chrysomelidae.
AUGGCUCUGAUACAACCAAACAUCGAACCCGCCGUACCACCCAUUUCUGAACAAUCAACAACAACCCCGUCAAUCGUAAUCCAUCAAAACUCAUCCUGCGAAAAUCCUUCCCAAGUCCCAGACGUAAUUCCACCCAGAUGCAAGCAAACAGAAGAGCCCGUAACCCGCAACGGUACGAAAAAGGAAAACAAAAUUGAAGAAGAGAAUCAAGUUAUAAACAUCGAAUCAUCUCCACGAAGAGGUUCGGACAACAAACUCGUAAAACAAACUAAGAUAGACUGUUCCGUCGAAAAUAUAAACAAUGGACUGUCGGCGUCGAAAUCUAACGCCGCGACGGUCAGUAGAAUUUCUGACAAGGCGUCGGUUGAUGAACGGCUCGCACAGCGACGCAAAUCUCUAGUGCCUAUGUCGAGUAUGGAGGAGGAAAAUCUUAGGGAACGAUUCAAUCGUACGCCUUUAGCCAAUGAAAACGUCUAUUUAACAAUAUUUAUAGAAGCCUUCCUGCUUGAGACUUCUAUAAUCCUCUCUAAAGCCCUCGGUCAUGCCGUUAAUUUGAAAAGGAACCUUUCAAAUAAGUCAGCUAUUAAUCAUUACAAGCACAUGUAUGUUCCAAUAGUCUUUGAAAAGAUAAUUAAUCACUUAUAA